AUGUCCGCAAAUGAUAAACAAUACAUUUCGUACAAUAACGUACAUCAGCUAUGUCAAGUAUCCGCUGAGAGAAUUAAGAAUUUCAAACCGGACUUGAUCAUCGCCAUUGGUGGUGGUGGUUUCAUCCCCGCUAGAAUUUUACGUACUUUCCUUAAGGAACCUGGUGUACCAACCAUUAGAAUCUUUGCAAUUAUUCUAUCUUUAUACGAAGAUUUGAACAGUAUAGGCUCUGAAGUCGAAGAAUUGGGUGUUAAUGUUUGCAGGACACAAUGGAUCGAUUACGAACAGUGUAAGUUGGACUUAGUUGGCAAGAACGUUCUUAUCGUUGACGAGGUCGAUGACACCCGUACUACCCUUCAUUACGCCUUGAGCGAAUUGGAAAAGGAUGCUGCCGAACAGGCAAAAGCUAAAGGUAUAGAUACUGAGAAGUCCCCAGAAAUGAAAACGACUUUCGGGAUUUUUGUUCUACACGACAAGCAAAAGCCAAAGAAGGCUGACUUACCUGCCGAAAUGUUGAAUGAUGAGAACCGUUAUUUCGCAGCCAAGACUGUUCCAGACAAGUGGUAUGCAUACCCAUGGGAAUCUACUGAUAUUGUUUUCCACACAAGAAUGGCUGUUGAACAAGGUAACGACAUCUUCAUUCCUGAGCAAGAGGAGAAGCAAUGA
Molecule: messenger RNA, 666 nt
Organism: Saccharomyces kudriavzevii IFO 1802
Lineage: Eukaryota; Fungi; Ascomycota; Saccharomycetes; Saccharomycetales; Saccharomycetaceae
Gene: HPT1
Product: hypoxanthine phosphoribosyltransferase
Exons: 1
Coding region: 1-666 (221 amino acids)
Biological process (GO): hypoxanthine metabolic process; XMP salvage; GMP salvage
Cellular component (GO): cytoplasm
Molecular function (GO): hypoxanthine phosphoribosyltransferase activity
Source: RefSeq, a predicted model, not a curated record